AUGAUGGGCGAGGAGCUCUGCGAGCAAAGGCAGGAGUGGGCGUGGCCUGCAGAGCAGGAGAGAAAAAGGGGAGCGAACAACUGUUCACCACAAAUCUUCUACCCAUUCGGUUCAGCAGCAGGAGACUCAAUAAACCCUGCUAUUGAUGAUGGAAGCUCCUCUGUUAUUACACUGUUGAGUUCCUUUCCGUUCUUUGGACGAACAUACCAGCAGAUUUAUGUUAAUAAUAAUGGAGACCUCACAUUCAGCCAGGCUUUUUCACGAUAUGUUCCCUACUCAUUUCCUGCUAAUGGAAGUCAAGAUAUAAUUGCUGGACUCUGGACUGACCUUAAUAACGGAGCAAGUGGAGUCAUCUCUUAUCAUCAAUACACUAGUGGAAGUGUUCUCACUCGCGCCACUCAGGAUAUAAACACGUAUUUCCCAAAUCUGCCCUUCACUGCUUCUUGGGUUUUUGUUGCAACAUGGGAUAAAGUACCUUACCAUCUCUCUACUGCAGAAACAUCUUUUCAAGUGGUUUUAAUUUCAGGCAGUAAUUAUUCAUUUAUUCUGAUGAAUUAUGGAAAUAUUGCUGCAACAGGACGUUCAGUGGAGGCUGGUUAUGACACUGUAAACUCCACAAACUACUUUGUAAUUCCUGAAUCAAACAAUGGGAGCUCUGUCUCAAACCUCAACGCCUCCAGUAAUAUCAAUGUUCCAGGUCAAUGGGUCUUCAGGGUGGACGGUGGACCUCAGACAGGAUCAGGAAUCUUCUACCCAUUCGGUUCAGCAGCAGGAGACUCAAUAAACCCUGCUGCUGAUGAUGGAAGCUCCUCUGAUAUUACACUGUUGAGUUCCUUUCUGUUCUUUGGACGAACAUACCAGAAGAUUUAUGUUAAUAAUAAUGGAGACCUCACAUUCAGCCAGGCUUUUUCACAGUUUGUUCCCUACUCAUUUCCAGCUUAUGGAAGUCAAGAUAUAAUUGCUGGACUCUGGACUGACCUUAAUAACGGAGCAAGUGGAGUCAUCUCUUAUCAUCAAUACACUAAUGGAAGUGUUCUCACUCGCGCCACUCAGGAUAUAAACACUUAUUUCCCAAAUCUGCCCUUCACUGCUUCUUGGGUUUUUGUUGCAACAUGGGAUAAAGUACCUUACCUUUCCUCUACAGAAACAUCUUUUCAAGUGGUUUUAAUUUCAGGCAGUAAUUAUUCGUUUAUUCUGAUGAAUUAUGGAAAUAUUGCUGCAACAGGACGUUCAGUGGAGGCUGGUUAUGACACAAUAAGCUCCACAAACUACUUUGUGAUUCCUGAAUCAAACAGUGGGAGCUCUGUCUCAAACCUCAACACCUCCAGUAAUAUUAAUGUUCCAGGCCGAUGGAUCUUCAGGGUGGAUGGUGGACCUCAGACAGGGUUUGUUUUCUUCAACAGUAACAACAACUACUGCAACACCUACAACAACAACUACAACAACAAUAACAACACCUACUACCAUAACUACUACAACACCAACAACAACAACUAUAACAACACCUACUACCAUAACUACUACAACACCUACAACAACAAUAACAACACCUACUACCAUAACUACUACAACACCUACAACAACAACAACAAUAACAACACCUACUACCAUAACUACUACAACACCUACAACAACAAUAACAACACCUACUACCAUAACUACUACAACACCUACAACAACAACAACAAUAACAACACCUACUACCAUAACUACUACAACACCUACAACAACAAUAACAACACCUACUACCAUAACUACUACAACACCUACAACAACAACAACAAUAACAACACCUACUACCAUAACUACUACAACACCUACAACAACAAGUACUACAACAACAUCUACUACAAUAACUCCAGUACCUUCAACAUCUCCGACAACAACAAUGCCAGGAACUACAACUACUGCAACAACUACGGCAGCAAAUACUACAACAACACCUACUACAAUAACAACUUCAGCACCUACAACAGCAAAUACUACAACACCUACCACAAUAACAACUACAGCACCUACAACAGCAAAUACUACACCAACACCUACUACAAUUACUACUACAGCACCUACAACAAGAAAUACUACAACACCUACUACAAUAAAUACUACAGCACCUACAACAAGAAAUACUACAACACCUACUACAAUAAAUACUACAGCACCUUCAACAAGAAAUACUACAACACCUACUACAAUAAAUACUACAGCACCUACAACAGCAAAUACUACAACAACACCUACUACAAUAACAACUACAUCACCUACAACAGCAAAUACUACAACACUUACUACAAUAACAACUACAGCACCUACCACAGCAAAUACUACAACACCUGCUACAAUUACUACUACAGCACCUACCACAGAAAAUACUACAACACCUACUACAAUAACUACUACAGCACCUACAACAAUAAUUAUAACACCUACAACAACAACUACAACGCCUACUACAACAUCUUCAGUAACUUCAACAUCUCCGACAACAACAAUGCCAGGUAA
Messenger RNA from Danio aesculapii, 2502 nucleotides. Its product is annotated as homeobox-like protein HDP1. The record is from RefSeq and is a predicted model, not a curated record. Lineage: Eukaryota; Metazoa; Chordata; Actinopteri; Cypriniformes; Danionidae. The coding region runs from base 1 to 2502 and encodes 833 amino acids. The transcript has 11 exons. Gene Ontology annotation, biological process: cell-matrix adhesion.